AUGCAUUCAAAUCACAUUCACUUUUGGAGAAGAAAUGAAAAAUAUGAUGAUAAAAUAUUUGCCAACCAACUCAAUAUAACCGAAGAACCUCUGCACGCUACGUCUGUAACAUCUUGUGGACGAUUGUGUUCCAAUCUUCGGAAGUCCUCGGCUUUUUCUUUUAUGAAAAAUGUUUGUUACUGCUACGAUAGCAAACCGACAGAUAGGUUUGUCUUUACAACAAUGGGAGGAGUUGUAUACUAUUCAGAAGAGCCAGUUGCAAAAUAUAUUGAGUGUGCGGACAAAAUAUACACAUACCUGGGUGAUGUCGAUCUCUGCAUCAAAGUUUACUCUGACGGGAGAAACUCCACGGACGCUGCCGAUAAAUGUCGAUCAGACGGAGGUCAUCUCAUUACGUUAGACACCGCUGAAAAAUUACAUGCUUUUUCGGAGUUUGCCACUAAAUACACUGCGUAUCACAUUGGACUAGAAAACAUAGAAGGCAGAUGGGAAUGGACACGAGACAGUACACUGGUAUUUGACCCAAGUCUGUGGAAUGCUAAUGAACCCAACGGUCAAAGUGUUUCUCCACCCGAAUUAUGUGGGGCUUUUUUUAGGGGAUCAGAUAUCAAUGGAAUGCCUGGUGUUGCUGAUGUCCCGUGCUGCAUCCCUUUUCACUUUGUAUGUGAAUUGUGAACUUUUUCUCAAUAAUCAAAUGAAGUUCAAUUGAUAUUGAAGCAAGUUCUGUAAAAAAAAUUAUCCAGCAGCAUUUUUUUUUUGGAUUACACAGAUUAAAAAAAUAUUUUUUUCCGGUCAAUAACUGCAUUUAAAUGUUUCAAUUCUACCUUUCAACUUAUUUGAAAAUGUUUACGGGGAUGUAUAAUUACAUCAAGAAAAUCCUAUUAACAUUUACUCCGUGUUUUACCUAUAUGUAUCUUAAGAUAACCAUAUCUUGUUAAUAUUUAAGUAUAAAUUAUUUUUUUGAUAUAAAAGGAAAAGAGGAAAGGGUUACUACAGGUACUGGUAAAUUGUGAUGUGCAUGCUGCUUCUUAAAUCUGUGUAGCGUAUUCAUUUAAAUGAAUUUAAUAGGUGUGAAUACACACAAAUGUUUUUUUUUGUUUUUGUAUAAAAUAAUGAUUGCCAAUAGUGCAAUAUAUUUUUUUUAUUUGAUUGUCUGCCAUAGGUACAACCUACGCACCUGCAAAGAAAAUUAAAUGAAGCAUCCUUAAAUGAAUUGAUAAGGGGUACUCGUCACAUUUAAAAUAUUUCGUUGAAAAUUUAAACAAUUAACAAUUAUCUGGGUGAUUUAUGCAAGGAUAUGAACAUAACGAGCGUUGUAGUAUAAUAUGUAAGCCACUCGAAAGGUUACGUAUUUCCUACAAUUAUGCUUUC
Molecule: messenger RNA, 1371 nt
Organism: Magallana angulata
Lineage: Eukaryota; Metazoa; Mollusca; Bivalvia; Ostreida; Ostreidae
Product: C-type lectin domain family 4 member D-like
Exons: 4
Coding region: 1-675 (224 amino acids)
Source: RefSeq, a predicted model, not a curated record